UUUGUGUGUCCCAAUUGGGUUUGUAUAUACAAGGUUUGUUAGAUUGGAUGGUAUUCCAAGUUGUUUUUAGAUUCUCAAAGCUUUCGAUGGGAUACUUUUUGGGUUGUUGAUUUGUUUUUUGUGGUUUCAAGGGUUCUUAUUUGGAUAAAGAAGGAAAAUAGGGUAAUGUGGAACAAAGUUGUUGGAAAACAAUGCAACCUUACUCUUUUCUUACCUCAACAUUCUCCUUGUUGGACUUUACCUCCUUUUCCUUUUGGCCACUCUCCUUCCAAGUUUUGGUUCGCCAGUGCAAGUGAAAGGAAUCGUCGCAGACUUCGUAAAGUUUCUGUAAAAGGUGAUGGGCGUUGUUUAUUUCGUGCUAUUGCAAAAUGUCUAGCUCAUAAUGAAGGUCGUGCAUUACCUGAACGUCUGGAAGUGGCUGAUGCCGACGCUUUGAGAAAAGAGGCACAUAAAAUCAUCUGUAUAGAACAGCGAGAGAAAUUCGAGAAAAGCAUGAUCAUUGAAGGAAAUCUCCGUCGAUAUUGUCAAGAGUUGUUGAAGCCUAGUUUUUAUGGUGGGGAACCUGAAAUAUGGGUGUUGAGUGAAGUAUUUCAAGUUCCCAUUCAAGUGUAUUUACAAACGGAGAAUGGAGAGUAUAAGAAAAUAGUAGAAUAUGGAAAAUCGUUUUGGAACAAAAAGGAGGGAGGAGGAGUGUUACCUAUUCGUUUAUUGUACAAUGGCGUCAAUCAUUAUGACGCUUUAUUGGAUUAUUAAAUGCAUCCAUACAUGACACAAGGCAACUCUUUCUCGCUGUUUUUUGUGACACAGAGGAAUCCGCUAGCGUUGUUCGUUGUCUCACCGUGGCAAGGAAAAAAUGCUGGUCGAACUAAACCUCUAUCC
Messenger RNA from Galdieria sulphuraria, 879 nucleotides. RefSeq names its product peptidase. Gene Ontology annotation, biological process: protein deubiquitination; endoplasmic reticulum unfolded protein response. The record is from RefSeq and is a predicted model, not a curated record. NCBI's taxonomy places the organism in Eukaryota, Rhodophyta, Bangiophyceae, Galdieriales, Galdieriaceae. The coding region runs from base 166 to 753 and encodes 195 amino acids. Gene Ontology annotation, molecular function: cysteine-type deubiquitinase activity. Gene Ontology annotation, cellular component: nucleus; cytosol. The transcript is spliced from 2 exons.